This is a messenger RNA of Clonostachys solani, 693 nucleotides long. Lineage: Eukaryota; Fungi; Ascomycota; Sordariomycetes; Hypocreales; Bionectriaceae. The record is from the annotation of a GenBank genome assembly.
AUGGCAAGCUUGGGGCAUAAGGAUCUUAGCGAAAAUUCCUACUCGGCACGACUGAGAAUAUUCGAAUCAGAAAGACAGAAGGAUGUUGUUCAGGCGUUUCAGCCUUUAUCGGAAGACACCAGUGGCUCCAUCUCCUGCGAGGCAGGGUCAGCACCUACAUCUCGAGCCCACGGUAAAGGGACGCCAGGGUCUGAAGUUCAGACUAUGCUGCCCACCUCUGAAACUCAAGAUGUAGCGGGUGCCGACCGGGACAUGGCGUUCCCUCCAUCGAGUGAUGGCACGCCACUCGACAAAUCGCUGCGGGACGACCUUUGUAUCGCUCAGGGCAGUGGCGGCUAUGAUAUUCAACGAAAGCAACAUCAGGUGUCUCCUGAUGCCGUAUCCCAUGUUCCGGGCUUGUAUGACGAGCCCCAGGGUUAUGUUGAUCUAAGGCCAAUUGAGGGGCAUAGUACAAUCCUAUCCAACUUUGGGUGGGCUAUUGACUUAUGUUACGGAUGUUUUCAAUUCUACAGCACUUUUGGUCCACAACAGUUGGCCCCCGUCUCACCUAACGUUGGGUGGGAGACUGUUGACUCCGGAUGUUCCCAAUUCCACGGCCCUUUUGGCACGCAACAGUUGGCUCCUGUCUACGUUAGGUGUUGCAGAUGUUACCGAAUUUUCGAUGGCCCUUUCAAGUAUAUGCUGGUCACCUAG